AGCGCGGGCGGGAGCGGCUCCCGCUGCUCCGCCGCGGGCCCUGGAGACGCGAUGGGGAAGAAGCAGGUGGUUAGCGAGGCUCAGCAUCCUCCACGAGCCCUUCCACCUGUGCCAAGUGCGAUUCAAGAUGAUGUACCGCCUAGCCAUCCUAAGAAGAAGAAAACCAGAACGAAAAGCACGUUAGCUCCUGCUUCUUCGGAAGGCCUUGCUGAGCCCAUUUCUCAUAGGCGAUCUGAGAGCAGUGAACCACCAGCUGCGGAGCUCAAGGGACACCCAGAGGCUCCUGUUCCCAGGAGACAGAAGAAGACCAGGCCGCCUCCUGAGUUGGAGACGUCCUUCAGUGAGAAGCCGUCCAGUCCAUCUUUACUGCGGAAUGAAAAUGGCAUCGAGGUGGAGCCGCCUGCGGAGGCCGUUCUUCCGAAACCGCGGAGGAAGGCAAAGAAAACCCAGCCAGCAGAACUACAGUAUACUAAUGAGCUAGGCGUGGAAGAUGAAGACAUAAUUACAGAUGAGCAACGUACGCUAGAACAGCACUCUCGGUUCACGGCACCCACUGGCGUCAGCCAGCCUGUUGGCAAAGUAUUUGUGGAAAAAAGCCGGAGGUUUCACGCGGCAGAUCGUUCGGAGCUGAUAAAGACCACAGAGAACAUAGACAUGUCGAUGGACGUGAAGCCGUCCUGGACCACUCGGGACGUGGCCCUGUCAGUGCACCGAGCUUUCAGGAUGAUUGGUCUGUUUUCUCACGGCUUCCUGGCUGGCUGUGCCGUGUGGAACAUUGUAGUGAUCUAUGUUCUGGCGGGAGACCAGCUGUCUGGCCUCUCCAACCUCCUGCAGCAGUACAAGCCCCUGGCGUACCCGUUCCAGAGCCUCCUCUACCUGCUCCUGGCUCUGAGCACUGUGUCAGCCUUUGACAGGACCGACUUUGCGAAAACCUCAGUAGCCAUCCGGAACUUUUUGGCCCUGGAGCCGACAGCUUUAGCUUCUUUCUUGUACUUUGCUGCUCUAAUACUGUCUCUGAGUCAGCAGAUGACAAGUGACAGGAUCCACCUGUACACGCCGCCUGUUAACGGGAGCCUCUGGGCAGCAGAAACUGAGGAGCAGAUUCUUGUGCCAUGGAUCAUUGUGAACCUGGUGGUGGCCCUUCUGGUUGGGUUAUCCUGGCUCUUUUUGUCUCACAGACCAGCCAUGGAUCUUAGUGAAGAGCUGAUGUUUUUCUCUGACGUGGAAGAGUACCCUGAUAGGGGAAUCCAGGCGUCUUCAUAGUGCCAACACCGCCUCUGCAGCAAAGACCGCACUUCCUCGCUCUUGUUUUUAUAAGAUGUGCGUGUGUGUGUGUGUGUGUACAAUUGAGCUUUUGUUAUAUAAUGCUGAAAGACCUGUGAAGAUUAUGAAAAACGUUUAAAUUGUAUCUGGUCUUCAUACCCAGCAUUAAUUUCUAUAGUAUUGUCUGCCACCUUAGCGAUACAGGAGAUAAUGGGCUAAAAAAAGCAGGGGGAAGUGUUUGAUCCUGUUCUCUCAAAUUUACUAUAUUCAUAAUCAUAAUAAAAAGCACCAAUUUAGAAAAGCCAUAACUUCAGUGUUACAAAAUAUACAUCACGUUCCAAUGUAAAUAUAGAGAAUAGGGUGGAAGGGAAAACAUCUUCAUUUUGUAUUUUUUAGUCUCCUUAUUGAACACACUACAGUAUAAAAUCUGUGUUUUCUGAAUCUGCGUAUCAUGUAAAAAUUAUAAUUUGACUUGAAAGAUGUUUUUACUUUAUGGCUAAUAAAACAGAUAUCUUUCCACUUAAAAAGCUUUUUAAAAGUUUUAUUUUUCUCUUUUAAAAUCUGUGCCAGUUGUUCUCUUGUCUGGCUGCACGUCAGGAUCUGUAGGGAGCUUUGGAAGAACAGCUGUAAGGGCCGGGAGUAGUAUUGUGUGGCCUGAAGUGAAGGCAGGAGAAUCAGGAGGCCAGGGCCACGGUCUGCUGCUUAGCAAGUCUGAGUCCAGCCUGGGCUACACGAGAGCCCUUUUCAGAAACCAAAAAUAGCAGCGAUAAACUCAAACAGCAAAAGAGAAGCUGAGCCAUGACUCAGCUCAGCCCUGUGAUUUUGGGCUAACCUCUGUAGCACGUCAGCUUUCCCACCCUGUACCGCCCUCCCCUGCCUUUUUACAGUUGGCAAACCCAGGGUCUCAUUCUGGUAGGCAGGCGCUCUGCCACUGGGUCGCAUCGUUAGCCCCCUAUGUUUCUGUUUUUUUGAUGAGAAAGGGUCUCGCUGUGUUAUCCCAAGACUGACCUCAAACUCCUGAUCCUGCUUCCCCAACCUCUGGAAUGCUGAGGUGGCAGGGCCCUGGUUCUUCUUCUGAGCCACAAGAAACACGGGUGAAAGUUCACCAUCCUCAUUCUCAAACUCUCUGUCGGGUAUCUUCAGGUUUUUGGGAAAUUCCACAUGGAAAAGGCUGUCUUCACACACUUCAAAUCUUUCUUCAGCUGUUGCCUGUGAGCCCCUAUAGCGUACGUCAAUGGGGAGACCUUAAGAAGAGAAAGUGGGGGCUGGAGAGAUGGUUCAGUGGUUAAGAGCACUGGCCGCUCUUCCAGAGUUCCUGAGUUCAAUUUCCAGCCACUACGUGGUGGCUCACACCUAUCUGUAAUGAGAUCCGGUGCCCUCUUCUUGUCUGCAGGCGUACAUGCAGGCAGAACACUGUAUACAUGAUAAAUAAAUAAACAUUGAGAGAGAGAGAGUGAGUCCUGGAUGUGAGCAGGAGCUGUGCGAAAUGGAGUUUUUAGUGGUAGAGAUUCACUAAAGGUGACUUUUGAGCUCCCUCUUGCCUAAAAGACUACAUUUACAAUAUUAUAGCAAUAAAUAAUGACUCUGAGAUAUUUAAACAUAUUUAACAUGUUUUAUUUAAAUUUUUUAUUGUUUAAAAUUUAAUAUUUAAAAUGCUUUAUAUUUUUAAAAGCCCAGUGUGCAUGCAGCUAGCCAAUGGGGCGCACACCUUCGAUUCCAGGCAGGAAUCUGAGUUCAAGGCCAGCCUGGACUACUGAGCAAGUUCCUGGAUAGCCAGGGUACACAGAGAAACCCUGUGUUGAAAA
Molecule: messenger RNA, 3068 nt
Organism: Chionomys nivalis (European snow vole)
Lineage: Eukaryota; Metazoa; Chordata; Mammalia; Rodentia; Cricetidae
Gene: Tmem237
Product: transmembrane protein 237
Exons: 13
Coding region: 52-1263 (403 amino acids)
Biological process (GO): cilium assembly
Cellular component (GO): ciliary transition zone
Source: RefSeq, a predicted model, not a curated record